Molecule: messenger RNA, 871 nt
Organism: Ochotona princeps (American pika)
Lineage: Eukaryota; Metazoa; Chordata; Mammalia; Lagomorpha; Ochotonidae
Gene: PRELID3B
Product: PRELI domain containing 3B
Exons: 6
Coding region: 118-702 (194 amino acids)
Biological process (GO): phospholipid transport
Cellular component (GO): mitochondrial intermembrane space
Molecular function (GO): phosphatidic acid transfer activity
Source: RefSeq, a predicted model, not a curated record
GCGGCGCCUGCGCACUGCACGGCCGGCGGGGCGCUGGGGGCGGGGCGGGGCAGGUGUCGCCUCUGGCCUCCCGGUCCCGGAGCGGCGCCCGGACAUCGCGCGCAGGCCGUCGGCACCAUGAAGAUCUGGACCUCGGAACACGUCUUCGACCAUCCAUGGGAAACCGUUACGACGGCUGCAAUGCAGAAAUACCCAAAUCCAAUGAACCCAAGCGUGGUGGGCGUGGACGUGCUGGACAGACACGUGGACCCCGCGGGGAAGCUGCACAGCCACAGACUGCUCAGCACCGAGUGGGGCCUGCCUUCCAUUGUGAAAUCUCUCAUUGGAGCAGCGAGAACCAAAACGUACGUGCAGGAGCACUCGGUGGUCGAUCCUGCGGAAAGAGUGAUGGAACUCAACUCCACCAACAUUUCAUUUACAAAUAUGGUUUCAGUUGAUGAGAGACUUCUAUACAAACCGCACCCUCAGGACCCGGGCAGAACUGUUCUUACUCAAGAAGCCAUCAUCACGGUGAAGGGCGUCAGCCUUAGCAGUUACCUGGAAGGACUGAUGGCCACUACCAUAUCUUCCAAUGCCAGUAAGGGCCGAGAAGCCAUGGAGUGGGUAAUCCGUAAGUUAAAUGCUGAGCUCGAAGAACUGGCAGCGUCGGCGAGAGGGAGCUUACGGGCCCCGAUGGCAGCGGCCGCCUUUGCAGAGAAAUGACACCGAGGCCGCGUGCUCCUGCAGGCCCCAGCUCUCCAGGCCGAUGUAUUUAUUUGUUAUUUAAAAAGUACAACUAUAUUUUAGGUAGAAUUUUUUAAUGAGCUGGAGUCCGACUAUGUGACUUUUGAUCAAAUUAACAGAUGCAGGGCUUCUAAGCCAGGGGAUCACA